Molecule: messenger RNA, 2007 nt
Organism: Pollicipes pollicipes
Lineage: Eukaryota; Metazoa; Arthropoda; Thecostraca; Pollicipedomorpha; Pollicipedidae
Exons: 7
Coding region: 162-1874 (570 amino acids)
Source: RefSeq, a predicted model, not a curated record
GCGAACCCGAGCCCAGCAGUGAGCCCGAGCCUACGGGCGAGCACGACCACCACACUGGGCCGGAGUCCAAGAGCAAACCGGAGCCCGCGAGUGAGCCCACGGCCGAACCCGAGCCUCAGGCCGAAGACGUGAAGCAGGAGGCGUCGUCAGGUAAUUCACGGAUGGAUAAGUUCAGGUCCGGUGGGUUCCGGAGCCAGCGCAAGGCGUGGAGGACGCGCGGCACGCCGCCGGCCGCCCGCGCCGCCGCCGCCGAUCAGCUGCGACUGCGCACCGACGGGCAAUCAGAGGUGAUUACUCGACAGAAGCGUCAGACCCAUGGUGAACCAAACCCGACGAGCGAGCCCGAGCCCAGCAGCGAACCUGAGCCCAGCAGCGAGCCAGAGCCCAACAGCGAGCCUGAGCCCAGCAGCGAGCCCGAGCCCAGCAGCGAGCCUGAGCCCAGCAGCGAACCAGAGCCCAACAGCGAGCCUGAGCCCAGCAGCGAACCCGAGCCAAGCAGUGAACCCGAGCCAAGCAGUGAACCCGAGCCAAAUAGCGAGCCCGAGCCAAACAGCGAGCCUGAACCCAAGAGUGAACCCGAACCGUCCAAAUCAGACAGAAAACCCAAGCAGGUCAACCUCCCUCGCGUGGGCUAUUACCCAGGCGGUGACUUCCACGCCAUGGACUGCACGGACAUCGUGCUGGGGCGCGCGCGGGGCAACUUUGGCCGCGUCGACGACUACUACACGCGCGACCGCUCCACGCCGCGGCGCGACGAGUUCUGGGGCGGCAGCGGCAGCCUCACCGGCAGCAUGGCCUACGAGGAGGACGGCAUCACCACCGUCGCGUUCCGCCGCAAGCUGGACGCGUCCGAGCCGACCGACCACGCCAUCGAGAAGGACCUGAUGCACGUCAUCUGGGCUCGCGGCCAGCAGUCGGGCGACUACAUGCACCGGCCCAAGUCGGGCCUGGAGGCGGGCAGCUCGUCCGUGCCCAACUUCUACCGGCCGGACGAGGUCAAGUACCACGGCAGCGGGCAGCAGCGCGGCGUGGCGUCCAUCGACUUCCUGGAGGGCGGCAGCACGCAGGAACUGUCGCCGCGUGCCUACGAUUUCUGCGGCGCCGAGUGGCGCUGGCCGCCGAGCUGCAGCAUGGACACGGCCGACUGCGAGUACGCCGUGCGCUGGGAGCUGCUGGAGGCGAGCGACGAGGUGCGCUUCACCGUGCAGAGCGACUCGGACGAGCACUGGACGGGGGUCGGCUUCUCGCGCACGCCCAACAUGCCGUCCAGCGACGUGGUGCUGGGCUUCGUGGCCGGCUCCGGCCGGCCGAUCGUGCUCGACGGUUGGCUCUCGGGCCACCUGCCGCCCAUCACCGACUCGCGCCAGGACAUCUUCAACAAGACGGGCUCGCUGCGUGACGGACGCCAGGAGUUCUCGUUCAUCCGGCCGCGCCGGACCACUGACGCCAAGGACGUGUCCUUCACGGACGACCAGUGCCUCUACAUGCUCUUCCCGAUCAAGGGCGGCAACUUCUUGCGCUCUUCGAAGCGAUUCGCGAAACACAAGCAGACGCCGAUCGUUUCCUCCGAGAAGAUCUGCAUCAAGUCGUGUGCCAGCCUCGAGCCGCUGCUGGACAAGGACGGCAAGCCACUGCCGCCGCCGCCGCCGCCCAACGUUGAGUACGACGUGGAGCUGAAGCUGCGCGGCCUCGGCGACACGUACAUGCUGCCGACGCCCGAGUCCGAGGAGUUCGAGGUGCUGAGCGAGCGGAUCCGGCGUGACGUCAUGUCCCUGCUGGAGACGGUGCCCGGCCUGAAGAGAAUCCGCGUCACGCAGUUCCAGGACGAUUCCGGGAACGUGGUGGCACACAUGAGCGUCCAGGUUGGACCGUAAGCGGAUGGCUAAGGAGCUGAAGCGCGUGGAGGGCGGCGAGGAGAAGCCGCGAACCGUGGAGACCGUGCUCACCGAGUCGGUGCCCACCGGCAUGGUGGGCAACCUGCAGGUCAACCCACAGUACCUGGUGGUG